Zerene cesonia (dogface butterfly) is the source of this 2869-nucleotide messenger RNA. RefSeq lists its product as uncharacterized. Gene Ontology annotation, biological process: protein ubiquitination. Gene Ontology annotation, molecular function: ubiquitin-protein transferase activity; protein binding. The coding region runs from base 84 to 2861 and encodes 925 amino acids. The transcript has 17 exons. The record is from RefSeq and is a predicted model, not a curated record. NCBI's taxonomy places the organism in Eukaryota, Metazoa, Arthropoda, Insecta, Lepidoptera, Pieridae.
CACGACACUCAAUAGAGCGCCGCACUCGCUGGCCGGUGGCAGUAUGUGAGUGACAAUACUAAAUAUCUCCGAUGUAGCGUCGAAUGUAUAACGCACUUCAGACAUUGUCGUCGUCGCACAAUACACAAAUGGAGCCGGAGCUAGUGACUACGCUGCGCAUGAGGCGCGGGGAGGCGGCCUGCGCGGACGUGUGCCGCGAGCGGCUGGCGCUGGGCUGCGGCGACGGCUCGGUGCUGCUGCUGCGCUGGCAGGCCGGGCUGGGCUGGGUGGAGGCAGCGGAGCGGCGGUGCGCGCACCGCUACGGCGCGGCGGCCGCAGCGUUCUCGCCCGCCGGUCUGCUGCUGGCCACGGCGGGCGGCGACGGAGCGGCGCGCGUGUGGGCCGCCGCCGACCUCGCCGCGCGCCGCGAAUUGGCCGCACCGCAGGCGACAGCGGUGCGCGCGCUCGCGUGGGCGCCGGGUGCGCGGCUGGUGGCGGCGCACGAAGACGGCGGCGUGCGCGUGUGGCGCGCGCGCGCCGGCGCGCUGCUGGCCGUGCUGCGCGCGCACUACGACGCCGUGCGCGGCCUGGCGCUGCUCGCCCGCGGCGCCUUCCUGCUCACCGCGGCCGCCGAUGGCGUCGUUAAAGUGUAUAACUUUGACGAUGUAUGUCGUGCCGGGCCGGAGGGCGACUCGGAGCCGGCGCCGCUGCUGUGGGAGAAGAGCGCCCACGAUCUCGGAGCGCUGUGUGCGGACGGCGCGGGAGCGGUGGCGGCCACCGGCGGGUACGACGGCCGGGUGCGCCUGUGGCACGUCGCCGGCGAGGAAGGUGAACGAAGCGCGCACGAGGGGCGCACGCUGCGCGGGCACGCGGGCGCGGUGACGGCGCUGCGGCUGGGGCGCGGCGUGCUGGCGAGCGGCGCGCUGGACCGCACGGCGCGCCUGUGGAGCGUGCCCGCCGGCGCCUGCCUGCGGGUGCUUCACGCUCACAGCAGAUACCUCACUUGCGUUGCGCUCCCGGCUAACUUGCGGUUCAUUAUUACAGGUUCCAAUGACAAGACGGUGCGGGUUUGGUCGCUGGGCGAUUUCUCACUGGACUCAAGUUUACAGCCUCCUUGCUCCCCACUAUCACACUUCGCGCUCGGUGAUCUUGAGGGUAUUGCACCGCUGGACGAAGUGGAGGACGCACACGAGGUGGCAGGCGAGGGGGCGGCGGAGCCGCGCGCGGGCGGAGCGAGGCGCGUCUGGGCGGAGCGCGUGCACGAUGGACCCGUCAAUUGCAUUGCUGCUACCGACGAGUACCUCGCAACUUGCUCCAGCGACGGCACCGUGAACAUAUACGCGUGCGGCGGCGGCGCUGCGGCGGUGCGGCAGGUGGCGGCGGCGCGGGCGCACGCCUACCCCGCGCUGGCCGCGCACUUCGACGCGAGCGGCCGCCUGCUGCUGAGCGCGGGGCUGGACGGCCGCGCGGUGCUGCUCGACGUUCCAUCUGGUAUAGAGGUAGCGUCAGUGCACGCGAGCGCGGGGCAGGCGGAGGGCGCGGGGGGUGGCGGCGUGAGGGACGCGCGACUCGCGCCCGCGCCGCCGCUGCGCGCGCUGCUCGCCACGGACGACGGCAAUGCUGUCAUAUGGACUCUCGACGGGAAUCUUGGAGAAUCAACCCUCGUGUCGGGCGGGUUGGAGGACAGCGCCACGUGCUGCGCGUGGACGAGCGACGCGCGCGCGGUGGCGCUGGGGGCGGCCACGGGCGAGCUGCGCGUGCUCGCCCCGCGCGCGCCCGCUCUUCUCUGCCAGCAACCCGAUGCGCACGACCUCGGGAUACUGAGCUGUGAUUUUGCUUCUACAUCCAUAUUUCGUACAUCCGAGGAUACCAGCGCAUAUUACACGUUAGCGACGGGCGGCCGAGACGCUCUCGUUAAACUGUGGCGAUUGAAACUCACUGAACAAGAGAAGGGAUUGACCGGUUCGCUAGAGCUGUAUCGUUCGGUGAGCGCGCACGAGGGUGCGGUGCAGUGCGUGCGCUGGGGGGGCGACGGGCGCGCGCUCGCCAGCGGCGGCGCCGACCGCUGGGCACGCGUCUGGACGCUGCAUACCGAUAAAGACCAUGUGGAGUUGAGAGCGCUGGCGACGGUGAGCGCGGGUGGCGCGGGCGGCGCGGCGGCGGUGGCGCUGCCGGCGCGCGGCCUGCUCGCUGUGGGCGCGCUCGACGGCUCGCUCGCUCUCUGGCAGCUGCCGGAACAAGGCAGUUUGCAAGACGCAAAUGAAGAGGACGCGGCGCCUCGCUGCUGGGAGCUCGCCGGCGUCACGCGGUGGUUACAUCAGUACGUCACACGAUGCCCUGGGUCUGGAGUGAGCGCGCGCGAGGAGGCGGCGCUGGAGGGGCGCGCACGCGCGUCCGGCGCCAGCGGCGCGCUCUUGCUCGACACCAGCCUGCGCGGCGCCGCGGCGCUGUUCGCGUUGCGCUGCGGUACUUACUGCUUGCCGGUGGCCUGCCGAUGUGCACAGAAAUAUGAGGACGUGGAUCAGAAUAGUGGAGGCGAUGAAAGCAAUGAGAUCAGUGCGAGCACCCGGCGUCGCCUGCUCGACGAACUGCGCUGGCUUAGAAAAUUACACUACGAUGAUCUGGAUCAGGCGGAGGUCCCGCACGAGCUGCGCUGCCCGCUGACGCACGGCGCGCUGCGCGAGCCGGUGCGCGCGCCCGACGGCUACACGUACGAGCGGGCCUCGCUGCUCGAGCACCGCUUCGCCGCCGACGCGCCUGAUAUAUCUCCAAUGACCCAGCGCCGGCUGCAUAGCACGCAACUGUCGCCCAACUAUCGCCUUCGUGAUCAACUUCGUAAGUUUUACGGAUGGAACUCUACAACAGAUGAUUCGACAGAGUGAAGCGAUAU